GAUAAGAAAGAUGAAAUAUUUUAAUAAAUUUUGACCUUGUAUGUGUCAUGUGUAUGUCAUUUAUUGCAAUGUAGUACAAAUAUUUCUACUGUUGGUUAAAUGCCGAGAAGUAUGGUGGCUGGAGUUUAAGCGAGAUCCCUUAAAUAAAAACUUUUCCUUUUCAAACAACUUUCUUUAGGGUGGAGUUGCAAAAGCGUAUGUUACACAUAUGAAACGAUUUAACUAUUGAAGUUAAUGGAACUUUCAGCUAUAAAUUGUGCUGCCUGACAGCCAAGAAGCAUCACAAGCUAUUGGAGCAGCGCCCCGAGAGCUACUUAAACAUCAGCAACAGUAACAACAAUCAACUAAUUCAACUAUCAAUAUGAAGGUCUUUGUGUGCUUGCUUGCCACCCUGGCACUGGUUAAUGCUGGACAGCGCGGCGGAGCUGGCGGUGGUGGCUAUCUGCCAGGCGGUGGACGUGGCGGCGGCGGUGGCGGCGGCUUCAGGAAUGGAGCUGGACUCAUCUCUCAUGUCUCACAGUUGCAUGGCAACACGAAGGUGCAAAUUGGCUCUGGCGCUAGCGCUGGAUCCUAUGGCGGUGGUGCUGGCGGUGGCGGCGGUGGCUGGCAGGGAGCAGGUGCUAGCGCUGGAGGUGGACGCGGAGGCUAUGGUGGUGCAGGCGGUGCUGGUGGCUGGCAGGGUGCUGGUGCUGGCGCUGGCGGCUAUGGCGGCGGUGCUGGAGCUGGCGGCUGGCAAGGAGCUGGUGCUGGUGCUGGUGGUGGUCGCGGCGGCGGCUACGGCGGCGGGGCUGGAGCUGGUGGCUGGCAAGGAGCUGGUGCUGGUGGCGGACGCGGCGGCUAUGGCGGCGGUGCUGGUGGAGCUGGUGGCUGGCAGGGAGCUGGCGCUGGCAGUGCAGGCAAUGCCUGGGGCAAUCCGGCCUCGUUCGAUUAUUCAGUGAACCAUGGUGCUAGCGCCUCCGUUGGUGGCGGUUCUCGCGGUGGUGCUGGUUGGUGGAACGAUUAAAAUUAUUGUUUGCACUAGAUACAGAAUGGAUAUGACAA
Messenger RNA from Drosophila novamexicana, 1041 nucleotides. RefSeq names its product glycine-rich protein 5. The record is from RefSeq and is a predicted model, not a curated record. Bases 362 to 1003 code for a protein of 213 amino acids. The transcript is spliced from 3 exons. Lineage: Eukaryota; Metazoa; Arthropoda; Insecta; Diptera; Drosophilidae.